AUGGCCCGCCCCCUAGACCAAGCUAUCACUCUCCUGGUUGCUCCUUUUCAUCAUUAUUCAGGUAAAAAAUGUGACAAGAGCACCCUGAACAAGAAGGGAUGGAAGGAACUGAUCCAGAAGGAGUUGACCAUUGGGCCACACUGGAAUGAGGAAAUUCAAGGAUUGACAACUGAUCUAGAUCGCAAUGGAGAUCAGGAGGUGAACUUCCAGGAAUAUGUGACCUUCCUCAGUGCCCUGACAAUGAUUUACAAUGAGGCAUUGAAGGGAUAA
This is a messenger RNA of Euleptes europaea (tarantolino), 270 nucleotides long. Its product is annotated as protein S100-A6-like. Gene Ontology annotation, cellular component: cytoplasm; perinuclear region of cytoplasm; nucleus. Bases 1 to 270 code for a protein of 89 amino acids. NCBI's taxonomy places the organism in Eukaryota, Metazoa, Chordata, Lepidosauria, Squamata, Sphaerodactylidae. Gene Ontology annotation, molecular function: S100 protein binding. The transcript has a single exon. The record is from RefSeq and is a predicted model, not a curated record.